UCCCGCCCAGCCCGUCCCGGUCCGGCCCCGCCGCGCUGGCUCCGAGGGGCGCGGCUUGCUGCUCCCCUGGCCCACCGCCAUGUCUCGGAGCCGCUCUGGCAGCUCAGUGGAUGACAAGACCUUGCUCCUGGAGUACCGAUGCCACCCAGCACGGCCGGAGCCCCCCAGCCCGACCUGUGUCCCUGGGAAGCGCAGCUCCGCCCCGGCUCCCAGUGCCACCCCGCUGGCCUCCCCCCUCGGCCGAGCCGCGCCGCAUCAUCCUCAGCACCGAGAGCCCGGCCGCGCUCAAGGUGGGGACGCAGCAGCUCAUCCCCAAAAGCUUGGCCGUCUCCUCCAAGCCCAAGAACAGCCCCUCCCGGCCCCAGAGCUUCGGGGCGAGCCGGGAGCCCCUGAGCCCCGAGCCGAAGCUGGCGGCCGUCCCCGUGCUGGCCCUGGAGGCGGAGGAUGAGGAUGAGGAUGAUGGCGGGGGGGCCCUCAAGCGCAGCCUGAGGAACAUGUCCUACCGUGCGGCCAUGAAGGGGCUGGGCGCCGAGCUGGAGCCAGCCAAGGCCACUGCCUCGCUGAAGCCCGUGUCUGAGGAUGGCAGCGCCCUGCCUGACCGCAGCCCUGGCAGGAGCAAGAGAACCCUCGGGCGGAAGCGGGUGCAGAAGCGUGGUGGCUCGUUCAAGGACCAGCCUCGACUGUAUCAGGAGAUCCGUGAGAGAGGUCUGAACUCUGUCAGCCAUGAGUCAGACGAAGACUUGCUGGAGGAGUCCCUGCCAGAGGAGCCGUCCCCUCUGGGCACUGCUAUCGUGGUGCAGAGCUACCGCCCGGCCCAGGUGACCUGGAGCCAGCUCCCAGAGGUUCUGGAGUCAGGCAUCCUGCAGAGGAUCUCGGCUGAGGAGCGCAAGAGGCAGGAGGCAAUGUUUGAGAUCAUCACUUCAGAGUACUCCUACAUGCACAGCCUGAGCAUCCUGGUGGGACAUUUCAUGAGGUCAGAGGAGCUGAAGGAGACCAUGACUCAGACUGAGCACCACCACCUCUUCUCCAACAUUGGGGACAUCCUGACAGUCAGCACGAGCUUCUUCGAAGACUUGGAGAAGCGACACCAGGAGCACCUCCUGAUCCCUGACAUCAGUGACAUCGUGGAGGAGCACGCCUCCAAACACUUCAACCCCUACAUCAGCUACUGCUCCAAUGAAGUCUAUCAGCAGAGGACACUGGAUAAGCUGCUAACCACAAACCCCUUAUUUAAAGAGACCCUGAAACAAAUUGAAAGGAAACCAGAGUGUGGAGGCCUGCCAAUGAUCUCAUUUCUCAUUCUGCCCAUGCAGAGGGUAACACGGCUUCCUCUGCUCUUAGAUACCGUCCAGCAAAAAACAAACGUACACACUGCAGCAUAUGGAGCUGCUACCCGUGCUGUGAAGGCCAUCAGCAAGCUGGUCAAGAGCUGCAAUGAUGGAGCUCGGGCUAUGGAGAGGACGGAGCAGAUGUACACCUUGCAGAAACAGCUGGAAUUUGGGAAGAAGAAGCCUUUCCCUCUGGUCUCGGUGUCGAGGUGGCUGCUGAAGCGGGGCGAGCUGCAGCUGCUGCUCUCGGAGGAGGCCGGGCUCUUCCGCCGCGGCGCCGGCCGCCUCUGCCACCUCUUCCUCUUCAACGACGUCCUCAUCAUCACCAAGAAGAAGAGCGAGGAGAGUUACACGGUCAUGAACUACGCCACGCUGGACCAGGUCACUGUGGAGAAGGUGGAGAGCUCAGAUCCACCCUCCCCUCCUCCUGGCAAGGCUGGUGGGCACCUGCUGCGGGUGGUGCUGGAGAAGGACAGCGAGGGCCGGCGGGAAGAGGUGCUGCUGUCAGCAGAGACGCUGAGUGACCGGGCCCGGUGGAUGGCAGCGCUGAUGCACAGGGAGAAGGAGAAGCCUGACACCACUCCCAAAGGAGACCUGAGCCAGGUGGAGGUGACCCGUGCCUACCUGGGCAAGGAGGCAGAUGAGCUGUCCCUGCAGCAGGCAGACGUUGUGCUGGUGCUGGGGGAAGAGGACGGCUGGUGCUGGGGGGAGCGUCUGCGGGACGGGGAGCGGGGCUGGUUCCCCCAGGCCUGUGCCCGGCCCAUCACCAGCCGCGUGGCCGCCGAGGGCAACGUGCGGCGCAUGGAGCGGCUGCGCAUCGAGACCGACGUGUAGGGCCAGCCAGAGGGACCUCUGCCCCAGGGAGCUGCAGCCUGAGCCCACGGGGAGCUGGCAGCAGCACAGCCUUCCUCCUCGGACUGUGCUUGUCUGGGGUGGCAGAUGUCAUGGCCAGGAGGGCGCUGUGUGACACGCCUGGCAGCGCUGGCACUGCUGGCCCGGAACAGCCUUGGCUCGGCUGGAAAGGCUGGAGCUGCUCUGAGGUGCCUGUGCCACCAUCUCCGUCCCUGCUGGCAGCUGGGCCAGCACACCUGGUGUGGGGAGAGCACACCCCAGUCAGGAUUGGGGCUUGAAUCCAUGUGCUUGGCUUAUUCCUCAACCCAGAUUUUGCUCCUGUUUCACUUUUUUCUGUCUCUCUCCCCCACAAUAAUUCUGAGCCCUUUGGGCAGAGCCAUGCCCUGCCCAGGUGAGGUGAUGCCAGACACUUUUUGGUCACUUGAUAAAAUACUUGAUGCCAGAGUUGUUCCCAUGGAGUCAGCUCAGCACCAGGACUGGGAUAUGCUCCAGGCAGAGGGGGAAGCAGGGGCAGGAUGAGGAGCAGUGCUGCAGCUCCCACCUGCCUUUCCCUCCUCUCAGCUGGGGCGGGGGCUCUGCCCGGGGCUCAGCCCCUCACACCCCGUGCAGGGGACAUGGCAGCUACAAUUUUGGGGUGAGCCAGCCCCAUACACUGCCAACUUCACAUUCACAGGGGCAGCGUUGAUGUAAGAUCUGUUCUGAUCAAACUGUUCAAAAUGUAAAUUAAGGUAACAAUAAAUUCUUGGAUUCCAAUGA
Molecule: messenger RNA, 2936 nt
Organism: Oenanthe melanoleuca
Lineage: Eukaryota; Metazoa; Chordata; Aves; Passeriformes; Muscicapidae
Gene: ARHGEF16
Product: Rho guanine nucleotide exchange factor 16
Biological process (GO): activation of GTPase activity
Molecular function (GO): guanyl-nucleotide exchange factor activity; protein binding
Source: RefSeq, a predicted model, not a curated record